Messenger RNA from Triplophysa dalaica, 846 nucleotides. It is a transcript of the gene crx, whose product is annotated as cone-rod homeobox. The coding region runs from base 1 to 846 and encodes 281 amino acids. Gene Ontology annotation, cellular component: nucleus. Lineage: Eukaryota; Metazoa; Chordata; Actinopteri; Cypriniformes; Nemacheilidae. Gene Ontology annotation, molecular function: RNA polymerase II cis-regulatory region sequence-specific DNA binding; DNA-binding transcription factor activity, RNA polymerase II-specific. The record is from RefSeq and is a predicted model, not a curated record. Gene Ontology annotation, biological process: regulation of transcription by RNA polymerase II; multicellular organism development. The transcript has 3 exons.
AUGAUGUCCUACAUAAAACAGCCACAUUAUGCUGUGAACGGGUUAACACUAUCCGCCUCAGGAAUGGACCUGCUCCACACUGCAGUCGGCUACCCAGCCACUCCAAGGAAGCAGCGUAGGGAACGCACUACCUUCACGCGCACGCAGCUGGACAUCCUCGAAUCCCUGUUUACCAAAACACGGUACCCAGACAUAUUUAUGAGAGAAGAGGUAGCCCUGAAAAUCAACCUUCCUGAGUCCAGAGUUCAGGUGUGGUUUAAGAACCGUCGUGCUAAAUGCCGGCAACAGCAACAGCAAUCCAGUGGUCAGCCCAAGCCUCGCCCCCCCAAAAAGAAGUCAUCCCCACCCACUGAGCUGACCUCUGACGCUGGCACGAGCAAUUCUGUGGCAGCUGUCCCUGCGCCAGCCAUGCCCCCAAGUAUUAGCGCUGGCACCGCACCAGUGUCUGUGUGGAGUCCCACCUCUCUAUCCCCCCUUCCUGAUCCAUUAUGUGGCUCCGGCACAUCCUGUGUGCAGCGUCCGGCUCCGUAUCCCAUGAGCUACGGUCAGCAUUCCACUUAUAGUCAAGGCUACGGCUCUUCUCCCUACUUCAGUGGCCUGGAUUGUAGUCCAUACCUCUCUCCCAUGACCACUCAGCUGUCAGCAAGUGGGGGCACCCUGUCACCCCUCACUGUGCCCUCCAUGGGUGGUUCACUCAGCCACUCACCCUCUCUCUCCUCCCAAGGAUACAGCACCACUUCGCUGGGUUUCAGUUCCAUAGACUGCCUGGACUACAAGGACCAGCAGGCCUGGAAGCUCAAUUUCAGCACUGUGGACUGCCUCGACCAUAAAUUCCAAGUGCUGUAG